Corvus hawaiiensis (hawaiian crow) is the source of this 168-nucleotide messenger RNA. The record is from the annotation of a RefSeq genome assembly. NCBI's taxonomy places the organism in Eukaryota, Metazoa, Chordata, Aves, Passeriformes, Corvidae.
AUGCCCCAACUAAACCCAAACCCAUGAUUUUUUAUCAUGCUAACUUCGUGACUCACUUACUCCAUAAUCAUCCAACCCAAACUCCUAUCCUUUAUUUCCAUAAAUCCUCCACUAAGUAAAACCCAAACAACCCUGACCACCUCCCCCUGAACCUGACCAUGAACCUAA